Boeremia exigua is the source of this 1101-nucleotide messenger RNA. RefSeq lists its product as uncharacterized. NCBI's taxonomy places the organism in Eukaryota, Fungi, Ascomycota, Dothideomycetes, Pleosporales, Didymellaceae. The record is from RefSeq and is a predicted model, not a curated record. Bases 1 to 1101 code for a protein of 366 amino acids. The transcript has 2 exons.
AUGUCUGCCCCCGGCGCAACACCCCCCGACGCUCCACCAGUGAAGCGAGGCCGAGGCCGUCCCUGCAUCCACAAGAAAGGCGCGGAUGGCAAGCCCAUCAUAGAACUGAACCCUGACGGCUCCCGCGUGGUUCCCACGCAGAAGUACGACAAGGUCGUCAGGGCGGGAGGGAGCCAGAGCGCGAGGCCCGCAGCUCCGAGGCCAGAUAGGAGUGCGAGUAAGGCCCCGCCUCCAAGAAAGACCCUGCCUUCGAGUGUGAGUGCUGGUCCCGCUCCUACGAGGCCAGUGGGGACAAAGACCGUAGGCCCGAGGCCACCAGGCAUGAAGACAGUGGGCCCGAGGCUGAGUGCUCCGGUGUCUGCUCCCGCUCCUGCUUCUGCACGUGCAUCGAAGCGGCCGCAGGCUAGGAAGCAGCCUCGCACUCAGGCUGGACCCUCUCGGCUUCAGCCGAAGAGGCGGAAGCUGGUGCACGAGGAGAUUGAGGAGGGCGCCGAAGAGGGCGAGGGCGCCGACGAGGACGCUCCCGGGGAAGUUGUUUCCGACGACGACGACGACGACGCCGACGGUGAGUACAGAGAGACCACCUCUGUACGCUCCGCGCCCGCGGCCUCGCGACGCCGGACACUGAGGUCUGCGGCUGGACCCAGUCAACUGGCGCCCGCGCCCGCACCCGCACCCGCACCUGCGCCUGUUCCUGUGCCUGCGCCUGUGCCUGUCCCCGCGCCUGUCCCAGCGCCAGCACCCGCACCCGCACCACCACCACCACCACCUGCGCCCGCCCCCGCUGCCCGGACCCGACGGCGCGCGGCCAAAAUCCGCUACGGCCCGUUCCCGGAGUGGUACACGACGACGCGCGAGGGCGCAGCGUUCGCGAGCGAAGUCGGGCAGCGGACGGGGUUCAGCCACCUGGAGGCGAAGCUGGAGUUGCUGCGCUCCCAGAACAAGCUGAACUACUUGCCGGGCCAUGCGCCUCGCCGGGUCAUGGGCUUGACCAGGGCAUGUGUGGGCCUGGAGCUGGGGGAAAUACGGGUAGGAAGUGGUGGGCUGGGUGGGCUCCGUGUUGAUGGGGCUGUGGCUGAUGAAGGGCCUCGACUGAUGUAA